Molecule: messenger RNA, 396 nt
Organism: Colletotrichum karsti
Lineage: Eukaryota; Fungi; Ascomycota; Sordariomycetes; Glomerellales; Glomerellaceae
Exons: 3
Coding region: 1-396 (131 amino acids)
Source: RefSeq, a predicted model, not a curated record
AUGUCCAAGUCCAAGGCUCCCCUCUUCCUCGGCCUCACUGCUGCCGGUGGUGUCGGCUACUACCUCUACAGCGCGGGCGGCAACCCAAACGCCGCCGAGAAGAAGUUCGAGAGUGACGUCCACAAGGCCUCCGCAGAGAUUAAGUCUCACAUCCCCGGUCGCACUCCCGACGCCCAGAAGGGCCUCGGCGACACCGGUGCCCGUACCGGCGCCAAGGUCGAUUCUGCUAUCGCCGAGGCAGACAAACAGUUCGCUGCCGCGAAGAGCAAUGCUGAGGCCUACGCUAAGGACGCGAAGGCUGAGGCGCUGAAGAAGAUUGACCAGUUCGACAAGAAGGUCGAGGAUGGCACCGCGAAGGCCAAGAGCGGCAUCUCCAGCUGGUUCGGCGGCAAAUAA